GCGCGGGGAUCGAAUGCGCGCGCAACUCGCUUCAUUCCGCGCGCGAACGCAAAAGCGCGAGCGCCACGACACGACGAAUUUUAAAAACGAAAUAUUAUAAAUUAACGUAUUUAUUUACCAAAUGUUUGUGUAAUAAAUUGAAGUGCCGUUCAAAGUGUGUUUGUGCUUUGUUUUGUGAAUACAAAAGGAUUGUCGCUACGAUAAUCGUGCAAGAUGGCCACCAAAUCGUACAGCAAACACAAAGAAUACAAGGAGUUCUCAUCAAGCGGCACCGUCCCAUACACCGGAGAACAAUUGGAUAUGAUUAAGUCCGAGCUACUUCCGAAAGGCAGUAAGCUGAACUCGCUUGGACGCGGUGGGGCUGGUACAAGGGAGUAUCACUACGAGUACAAGGAGGAGACACUUCCUGCCGGAAAGUAUGACAGGAAGGACUAUAGGGCUGUUGAGGAGUUCACCAUCCCUCCGAAGACAGCCGAAAGCAGCACUUACUACUACCAGAAGGAGGAGCGGGAGCUCCCGGCCCCGACCUGUGGAACACGCACCUACAACUAUGAGUCCAGCCUCAGCUCUACACCUGGCUAUUCGAAGGUGAAGAGUUCGAAGACGACCAAAGACUUGACGCAAAACGUGGAAGAGCUGGACUCUCUUCUCGACGACCUGCAGAAGGAUCAAGAGCGACAGCUAUACAAGAGUGGAUACACUUCUGAUACAGCCGAAAGCACAUCAUUUGACUACAGACGAGGAACUCCAGUGAAGCCUACUCCGUCGAGCGGAUAUUCGACCCUGAAGCGUGAAGAACGGCUGGAGAGCUCCUCGUGGGGGUCGAGCCCUCCGCCCCCUGUCGCCUCAAUCCCCGCUCAUUCCUCACUACGACAAGAAGUCUAUAGAGAGGAAAAAACCGAGUCCCGUGUGAUCCCGGCUCAAGUUCCGGCCGCGGUGCCGCAGCUAGUCCCGGCCCCGACCUGCACACAUUGCCACCAGCCGCCAGCCACUGGCACGCUGUCGCGCAGCAGCACCCCCAUGAACAAGGUGACGACUACAGUCAAGACCUACACGUACGAGGUCCCGGCCGACCAGGACCCGACCACCGUGCCCAUACCGGUCGCCGCGGAGCACCACCACUCCUACGUCAGCUCCACGGACAACGUGCGAACUAGCGUCAACGCGGUACCGGCCACGUGCUCCCCAUGUCCCCCCUGCCCCCCCGCCGGCGGCUGCCAGUACUGCUCCCACUGCAACUCGCAGACACGCGAGUACAGGACGGUCACCACCACCGACGUAAGGGACCGCAGCGGUGACCGCAUGGUGUACCCCGCCCCCGCCCCCGCCGAGACGAAGCUGCUCCCGGUCGACCCCCGCCCUGGACACGGCCCAUAUGGUCCAUCGGGCUACAAAUACAGCGAGACGACGUACUCCUCGCACAACGCGACGCAGCGCUUCCCCGCCUCCCCCUCGCCGGGUCCCUUCCCCCGCGGCUCCACCCGCUCCCCCUCCCCGCUGCCCCCCUCGCCCCCGCACGAUCAGCAGACGCCCAAGAAACUGGACGAUCUACUCGCCGACUUCCCUGAAGCUCGCUUCCCAACCCAGCCGGAUGGCGUGGUCCGUCGUAAAACGGAAGUGACGCACGAGAGCUCCACCCAGUCCCGGGACGCGCCCAGCAACAAGUCGACCCUAAUCGCCGGCACCAAGAACGUGGCCGGGCCCGCCGUGUACUACCCCCCGGGACACACGCCCUUCGCCAAGAAGGACGCGCCCUUAGUGACGUCAGCCGGAUACCAGUCUAGCGCGAUGCAGGGCGGCGGCGCGUACGCUUCCGGCCGCGGCAUGUACGAGUACGAGUCCGGCUCGCGCAUGAAGGAGAAGCACUCCGAGAAGAAGACCGCCGUCCCGAUCUGUCUGCCGCUGUGCUGCGCCAUGCCUUGUGUUAUCAUGUAGAUCACCGUGUUUACGCGGAAGUGCAUUGAAAUGUAACGGUUAACGUUAACGUUUACUAGAAAAUUCCCACAAUACAAUCCCAACAAAUUAUAGAAAGAAAUGGAAUCAAAAGAAUAUUA
Bombyx mandarina (wild silkworm) is the source of this 2054-nucleotide messenger RNA. RefSeq lists its product as uncharacterized. NCBI's taxonomy places the organism in Eukaryota, Metazoa, Arthropoda, Insecta, Lepidoptera, Bombycidae. The record is from RefSeq and is a predicted model, not a curated record.